AUGUUGGUGCUUCUUGCUUUCACCGUCGCCUUCCACAUCACCUCUGCGGCCUUGCUGUUCAUCGCCACCAUCGACAAUGCCUGGUGGGUAGGAGAUGAGUUUUUUGCAGAUGUCUGGAGAAUAUGUACCACAAACACGAAUUGUACAGUAAUCAAUGACAGCUUUAAAGAAUACUCCAUGGGCCGGGUGAUCCAGGCCACCAUGGUCCUCUCCACCAUUCUCUGCUGCAUCGCCUUCUUCAUCUUCCACCUAAAGCAGGGAGAGAGGUUUGUCCUAACCUUCAUCAUCCAGCUAAUGUCAUAUCUGUGCCUCAUGAUUGCAGCCUCCGUUUAUACAGACAGGCGCGAUAAAACCACGGAUUUCUAUUACCUGACCAAAGAAGGCAGCUAUGGCUACUCCUACAUCCUGGCGUGGGUGGCCUUCGCCUUCACCUUCAUCAGCGGCAUGAUGUACCUGAUAACUGAGGAAGCGGAACAGAGUUCCAGAGCUGGGUUGCUUUUGCUGCACCCGGUCUUAUUGAAACCUUGA
Molecule: messenger RNA, 528 nt
Organism: Pongo pygmaeus (Bornean orangutan)
Lineage: Eukaryota; Metazoa; Chordata; Mammalia; Primates; Hominidae
Product: epithelial membrane protein 2-like
Exons: 3
Coding region: 1-528 (175 amino acids)
Biological process (GO): cell adhesion; positive regulation of integrin-mediated signaling pathway; regulation of cell-matrix adhesion
Cellular component (GO): cytoplasm; plasma membrane
Molecular function (GO): protein kinase binding
Source: RefSeq, a predicted model, not a curated record